CGCAGUUGGCUCACACUGUCGCACGUGUGUUUGGUCUACCCGUGCUUACAAGUAGCGAUUCAGGACACUUGACUUGCCUUUAUUUAAGAACAUGAGGCAGAGCUACGGGUGAUAUAGGCUGGGAAUAAGUCUAAGACCUUACAAAAGAAAAAGGAACAAGAGGAUAUCAAGAUGAGAGCGUCUAGUUUGGUACAAGAGCUUCGUGGGAAUCUACCCAUAGCUGCUCUACAACAGUUCAACAAGGAUGUUGAAGAAAGUAGUAAUCCCCAAGAGAUCAUAGAGGACCUGCUCUAUGUUUCCCCUGAAUGUGCAGAAAUUAUGAGGUUACUGCGGAAGGAAAAUAUCAGUUCAAAUGAACUUGCAGUCAUUCUUUCCAGCUUUAGUCACAUACUCCUGAAUAUUGCAGGAGAGCUAAAGAAGUACAGAAAGACAGGUGUCUUCAUUACUCAAGAACUCCUACAUGAUCAUAUUCAUCACUUCUACCAGUUGGUGUCACCAGCCAGUAUAAAUAAAAACAGCAGAGCAGCUUUACAAUGCCUUACAGGGAUGGUUAUGAUUGGAUAUGAAACUGCAACUGAAGUGUUAACAAAUUUAGACUGGAAGAGAAUGAAUUUAAAUAUUCUGUUGAGUCGUCGAGAGAGUGGAGUUUCUAGAGACGUUCGUGCAUGGUGCAUGUACUUUCUUUUGGCCUUCCUGAAUGCACCAGAUGAUGUGACACUUGUCAAGCAGUUUCUUCAAAAUGCAGAAUUGCUGCCAUCAGUUUUUCCUGGCCUUGUGUGGGACCCAUGUGAAACUGUCCUUAAUGUGUUAAAAGUGUUAAUGGACUCUGUGUUGCAUAAUCCUCAUGUAAGCAAAACCAACAAGGUUCACCUGUUCACACCAGCUACCACAAUGCCACUUUUACAACUUUAUAGAUGGGUUGGACCCGCAGGCAGCAUAUCUAAAAAAGAUUUUGAACUAGAUGAGGAAUUAGCAGCAAAAAGAAUGAAGGAACAAGAACAAAUCAGAACUGCAGUACACAGGCUCAUGCUGACCUUGUGCACAAGCUAUAAAUAUGGCAUUGUUUUCAAAGAAAAGGUGGUGAGACAGGGUGAAAUCUGGUCCAACAAUUGGGCUGUUGGCAAGAUCCUAUCAAGUCUUGAAAGCCCAUGGAAAUUAGAGGAAGGAAAGGACCUCCUUGUUAAAGCAAUAGGAUACAGUCCAGACCUCCUGAAGUCAUACCUAUUUUCCAUCCAUGAAAUUCUUUCACCCCGAGCAUCAUCAAAUUUUAUAUCAAUCAUAGACAUGUUAAUCAGGAUUCUGGAAUACCAGAAGCCUUGGAGAUAUUUGGCAGAGAAAGGUUUAAGAGGUGUCCAAGUAGCACUAGUUCCAAGCCCAUUAGGUGAAAAGUUUUUCAGUAUCCUUCUUGAGUCUGAAAAUGAGAGCUGUAGGCUCUGUGCAGUGUCACUGAUGAAGACCAUUCUAUCAAAAACAAGUGAAACUGUUAAGCAUUUGGAAACAGACAAGUCUUUGCCCAGAGGAAAGUUUCUUUCCAUGCAGAAAUAUCUGCUAGGGAAUGUUCAUACCUACUUAGGUGGGGUCAGUGGUGUAAUUAAAUGCUGGCAGAGAUCUACAGGCCAGUUACCCUUUAAGAAAGGAGAUGGUAGAGAAAGCACAAGGAAGUCCAGCACUGAGUUACUCAUUCCUAUUGUUAAAGUUUUAAUUCUUUGCCAAGAAUUAUUCCCAGCUCAUGCAAAUGAAGAAGCUAUCCAUUCUUUGAACCUGUUACAAGUUGUUCGAAAUUUGACUGAUAGUAAUGACAGUAAUAAUGAGAACAGGGCAAAAGCAGUAGAGAUGAAACUAGAACUGCAGUUUUUGUGUAUAGAGUGUUUAUCAGGUUCUAAUGACAGACAUGGCAUUAUUGUUGACAAUUUUGCUUUAGGAGGUGCAGAAAAUCAGCAGGUUGAAAAAAGUAUGUUGUAUCAGUUAAUCAUGACUUAUUCUCAGGCAAAGGAAGAAGUUUCAUCUUUUGACAAAGAAAAAUUGAAGACACAUACUUUUACACAGAAAUGUUUAGAUAUAAUAUCAAAUAGUUUGAUUCAUAAUGGCCUCACUGUUUAUGAAGGAGAUCUAAGUUUCUGGUUGGAUUACAUAAAGGACAACUCUGUCCAGCUUUCAGCUUUCUUGACUCAUGUCAUCCAAAAGACUGUCUUAUCCCUUAGUGAGUAUACAGAUCUUCUUAUUGAACUGGCAUCAUCUGGUUUGCAGGCUAGUUAUGACACUUCAUUUAUGAAGGAACUAGAGGAAAUGGAUGUCAUAGACAAUGAAGACAUUUCUAAUCUUAACUCUACUCUACCGUUUUCUCGGCUUGUGCCAGCAGCUGUUGAGCUUCUAACAGCUAAUCCAGAUUCAGAUUGUAUACAGUACUUUUCUCGGGUGGUAAAUGAUUACCUUCAUACACUGAAUAAUCCUAUAUAUCUGGCAGAUUUUCUUCUAGACAAGGGAAAUAUACUAACACCUGAAUUAAAGCAAUACUUAAAGUAUUGGAGCCAAGGCAAGCUAUCUUCAAAAGCAAAGACCCAAAUUUUGAGUAACACUGACAGUCUGGCAGAUAUUCUUAAACAUGUCUUCAUGAGUCGAGAUUGGUCAUCGGUUGAAGCUUUGUUAGAGGCUGAGAAUUUGCAUCUGCUUAUGAAGGAGAGUAAUAUUAUUUUGACAGCACAACAAGUUCUUGUUUACUUAGAUAAAGAGCUAUCAGGAGAUGAUAAAAGCAGUAGAAGUAAACUGACUAAGAAAUUUGUAUAUGUUCUGAAAAACAUGUCUGCAGUACUUGAGCAAGAUGACCAGAGCCAGUCAAAAAAAUUAAUUCAAAUAAUUUUAGAAUAUCAUUCCAUUCUGUCAAACUACCGGCCAUUUUCCUCAACUAAGAAGAACAGUGUGACCAGUCUUGCUCAUACCUUUAUUUCUUUAGUGCUUUCAAAAUAUCCAGAUCUUGCACCUGUUACAUCACCAUAUUAUGAUAAGUUGUUUAAAGACAUAAAGAUGCACCUGCUUCAACAAGAUGAGGAAAUAGAUUUCCUAAGUCCUGUGAUACCAUAUAUUUCUUCAGAACAUGUACUUUUAAGUUAUGCUCAGGUUGAAGAUCUCUUCAUUGUUUGCUUGAAAUCAUCCUGCACAGAUUCAGUAUCACUAAAUAACUUGUUGUUAGAGCUCCUCAAGCUUUUGUCACAAAUAACAAGUGCAAAAAGGAAACCAAAAGUGCAGUCAGUAAAUUUGAUGUUGGUAAAGUAUUUGGAGUGGAGUCAACAAAGGGAAGAACCAAGGGAUGAAAAGAAGCAAAUGAUGUCAUUUCUUGAGCAAUUGCUGAUAGAGGUUUUGACUGCUGAAGAAGUUAAACAUCUACGCUCAGAUGACUUGAAGUCUCUCCUUCACUCUAGCCCACCCAGUUCCAAGCUGUGCUGCCACAUUUUGCAGCUACAUCCACCCCAUGCAGUCAUUUUUGCCAAAAAGCUGAAGAAGCAGAAAUCACUGAUACCAUCCCAUACAGCUCUUUUAGCAUUACUUGCAGCGCAGGAAGAAAGCGUACCCACAGUUGCUGUAGUUUUACGUGAUUUGGCUGAAGAUCUCAAGUCUUGGGCUCUCACGAUGGAAGAAGAGAAAGGAGGAUACAACAAGCUCUUCAGCUGUGCACUGAAAUUUGAAAUAUUUGAUCAAGAAAGCUUACUUGAAAUGUGCAAGAAUUUAUAUGAGAAGAUAGUCAUCAGGAAGGAGGCACCACCUAGGGAAUAUCUAAGUUUGGUACCAGCAUUUAAAAAAAUAGCUGAUACUGGUGUCAAGCAUAAAGCAUUACCUUUAGGUGUCAACUUGACUCUCCUACACAUCUGCCUUAGUAGCAUCAGGACCCUUUUCAAGAGGGAGGAUACAGAGUUGUUGAAAGAAACAACCCAGAUUGUGAAUGAUAUUCUUCCUAGUAUUAAUUCAUCAUCACUAAAGAAUAGUUUGCUAGAUAGCAAGUUAUGGCCAGCAUAUGUAAAGCAAGUUUUGCGGCAUAGCUUCAGUGAUAGAACAUUCUGGGACCAAGCCUUGGGCACACUUAGACCUGCGUUUAGCAAUAAGGUUAGAGAGAAAAGGGAAACGAAGACAGCUCUUCCAUCACAUACUGUCUAAUCAGAUGAUCUUUCACAUUCACAUUAUCUAGAACUAAUGUUCAACAGAAAGAAACAGAGUGGGUCAUUGAAAGAGAAGGUGAUUGCUUGGCAGCAGGACUUUGUCAACUGUAAUAUCAAAGUUAUGUGA
Penaeus monodon (black tiger shrimp) is the source of this 4275-nucleotide messenger RNA. RefSeq lists its product as uncharacterized. Gene Ontology annotation, biological process: maturation of LSU-rRNA from tricistronic rRNA transcript (SSU-rRNA, 5.8S rRNA, LSU-rRNA); maturation of 5.8S rRNA from tricistronic rRNA transcript (SSU-rRNA, 5.8S rRNA, LSU-rRNA). The record is from RefSeq and is a predicted model, not a curated record. The transcript is spliced from 9 exons. NCBI's taxonomy places the organism in Eukaryota, Metazoa, Arthropoda, Malacostraca, Decapoda, Penaeidae. Gene Ontology annotation, cellular component: nucleolus.